AGCAUUCUUCACCAUGAAGGGGACACUUCUUCUGCUGGGCUUGCUCGUGACUGGAGGGCUGAUCUUCCAGACAACAGAAGCAUGUGUUCCUUUCUUCGAAGGCUAUGCAAGUGUUGUCUCUGGAAGUAGGGUGUGGAUGUAUCAAGAACUCCAGGCAUUCAAUGCUACUGCAGAGGAAAAGGUGGCCUUUGAAAAAAUCCAGGGCUGCUACAGAGAGGAAAGUUUAAGAAACAGACUUCUAGAACCCAAAAUUAUGGAAGCCAUGGUUGCCGGCCCAGAAUGGCAGCAAUUCUAUACUGACGGCAAUGUAAUAACACCCAUUGUAGAACUUAUAGACAAGCAAUUAGGACAAUAGAUGUUAAUGUGUUUUGGGCAACCCAUCUUUGCAAAAUGUCUGAUCCAAGUGCCAUCUUGCUGACCUGUCCUCUUUCUCUCCUGAAGUUGGAUUCCUGAUCCUGUUCUUUCAUCAUCCAGUCUCUUAGACUGAUUCUAAUAAAGGCUUGCAGCUCAGUUCUGUG
Messenger RNA from Mus caroli (Ryukyu mouse), 518 nucleotides. Lineage: Eukaryota; Metazoa; Chordata; Mammalia; Rodentia; Muridae. The record is from RefSeq and is a predicted model, not a curated record.